CGUCGGCUUCCGUGAUGACGUAUUGGGAUGACGUAACUCGGAAGUAACCACGUUCUCUUUUUCCGGAAACAAACAUCUUCCCCUCUGUAAGGGCCCGUUCCCGUUAAGUCAAGUCGUCGCAAACGGUUGGGGGGGGACUGUACCACAAAGGGGUGGUAUUUGGGCAUUUAGUUAGGAUGUUGCGCGGUCUGAGUGGCUGGUUCGGGAUGAGUCGGGCGGGUGAGGAAGAGAAGCCGCCUCUUCUCGAAGGGAAAUCUGGAGCUGAAACUGGGGAGGGAGAAAAGGUGCCUGGAGGGAACGAAACAGCGCAGAGCCGAGAGCAGGUGGAACAAAAUGUGGACGCGGACCCGCUUCUCAACCAGGCGAAGGGACUUGGCGGUUAUCUCUUCAGUUUUGCCACUACUGCCACAAAAAAGAUAUCUGAAUCAGUUGCAGAAACUGCACAAACUAUAAAGAAGUCUGUAGAAGAAGGAAAAAUAGAAAAUAUAAUUGACAAGACAAUUAUAGGAGAUUUUCAGAAGGAGCAGGAAAAAUUUGUUCAACAGCAGCAAACAAAAAAAUCAGAAGCAGCCGUGCCUCCUUGGGUAGACAGCAAUGAAGAAGAAACAAUUCAGCAACAAAUACUGGCCUUAUCAGCAGACAGAAGAAACUUUCUCCGUGACCCACCAGCCGGCGUUCAGUUUAAUUUUGACUUUGAUCAAAUGUAUCCAGUGGCUAUGGUAAUGCUCCAGGAAGAUGAGCUUCUGAACAGAAUGAGAUUUGAUCUUGUCCCAAAACAUGUAAAGGAAGAUGUGUUCUGGAGGAAUUACUUUUACCGCGUCUCCCUAAUUAAACAGUCUGCACAGCUCACAGCAUUGGCUGCACAACAGCAAACAGUAAGAAAAGAGAAAAACGGCAGUGAAGAGGACAGACAGCUAACAGAAAAUGUUCGGCCAAAGACACCACCUGUAGCAAUCAAGUCUCAGCGAAAGCCUCAAGAGGAGGAUGAAGAGAUUUCCACUAGCCCAGGUGUAUCAGAAUUUGUGAGUGAUGCUUUUGAUACAUGCAACCUGAAUCAGGAAGAUCUGAGGAAAGAGAUUGAACAACUUGUGCUUGAUAAGAACAAGGAAAUAACCACUGUGGAAGAAGAAACUGCGGACUGGGAGAAGGAACUACAACAAGAGCUUCAAGAAUAUGAAGUAGUUACGGAGUCAGAAAAACGAGAUGACAACUGGGACAAAGAAAUAGAAGAAAUGCUACAAGGAGAAAAUUAACCACUUUGAUAAAUGUUUUCUGGAAAUUGAUAUGAACUUGUUUUUAUACCUGCUUCAGAGACUUUCCCAUGACAAAAAUGCUCUUUCUAAAAUAAGACUCCAAGUGAUAUGUAAUCAGGUGUAAAAACAGUUCUAUGAAAAUACACUGUCCAUUAUCUAGUGGUAUGUAAGGCAACUUUUGAACGCUUAGGAAAUAACAAAAAUGAAUUCAGUGCAGCACAGGAAGUACUUUGGGGGAAAGGGGGAGAGAGAAGAUUCAGAGUACAUGCACAGGUGGUCAUAUAUGCCUAAACAUUUUCUGGAUCACUGUUCGUAUUUUAAUUGUUUUGAUGUUCAAGUGAAUAGAAAAUGUUAGAUAACCAGAAAUGAAUUUUAAGCACACAUAUUGUGAUCUACUUUCUGUAUGGGGGUAAAAAUGCAGGGCUGGCAGCAGGCAUUACUAGGCUUUUGGGCAGCAGCCUGCCCUGGGCCCACGGCACCUGCCCACACCUACCUCUCCUGCUGCGGUAAAUGAUGUGCAUGCCCACCAUCAACCAAGAUGAUGACUGAGGCAUCAGCCCCUUAGGGAAGCACCUUUGUUAAUGGCAGGCAUGCGUGCAGCGUGGCCAGCAUUCACCCCAAUAGGAGAGGUAGGUGAGGUGUGCAGGUGGGCGUUGCGAGCCUGCACAGUUGUGCGGGGUUGCCUGAGAGCUCCCUCUAGCCAGGACCUGACCUGGCCGCCCACUGGUGCCACCCCUGUAAAAAUGCAAAACUAUCUAACUAUUCUCCUGCAAGUAAUAGCACAUCAUGUUAAUAUGAUCGCUAUGGUUCAUUUAUAAAUAACUUUUUAUGAAAAUGCUAUUGGUUCCUUAAAUACCAUAUGUUCUCUUAGAAAGUAUUAUUGGACUUCAUUUAUAGCUCAGGUCAAUUUUGUCUGAAUCUUGGCACCUGGACAUCAAAAGCAAUGAAGGUUCAAAAUGAUAAUAUGGUGUGGCUAAUUAAAAAUUCAGUGGUUUAAUUAUCUUCACUUUGGUCAUUAGGAAGAUACAACAAUAAUUACAUAGAAUAUACUUAAAAUGUCAAGUAAACUGGCUAAAGGCACACAGUUUUCUGUUGAUCACAGGUUCACUUAUUUAAUUGGGGUUUGUUAACACCAAGAAUAGUCAAGAGUUUAGAAGAAAAACAGUUUGGUUUGGUUUAAGAUAAAAGCAUCUCUUAAUUUAAAUGCUAAAUGUACAAUGUGCUUGAAGCAUUAUUACCUAAAUAGCACAGGUUAAAAAAUAGAUGCUAAGCAUAACAAGAAAUUCAGGCUUGGCCUGUGUUUCAGUUGUGCUACAAUAAGUGUUAAAUGUUUAUUAAGAGGUGGGAGGAACACUCUAAAAUCUAAUGUAUAUACUCAGAAGUCAAAAAGGAAAUUGCCAUAUUGGACUGACAAAACACUGCAGCUGGAUAAAGGGGGUCAGAACUUCAUGGAAGGUAAUAUUUAACAGUGUUGCAGGAGACAACAAUUCUAAUUUUGGCCCAGUAAUUGACUUCUCUUGCCUAUCUAUAAAAUUUAAAGUACUACGAGGUUGAUUUUUAGCAAAAUAUCUAGAAAAUGAAUUGGUUACAAGUAACUGAAAAGAUAGCAGUUAAGCAUAAUGUUAACUUUGCUUGGUGUCCAAAAUGAAAGGAUUCAUGAGACAACAUCUUACUGAUUCCCAAAUAAAUUUUUUCAGAAUCAUAA
Molecule: messenger RNA, 2958 nt
Organism: Rhineura floridana
Lineage: Eukaryota; Metazoa; Chordata; Lepidosauria; Squamata; Rhineuridae
Gene: SYAP1
Product: synapse associated protein 1
Exons: 9
Coding region: 177-1253 (358 amino acids)
Cellular component (GO): synapse; cytoplasm
Source: RefSeq, a predicted model, not a curated record